AGAGAUGAACACUCUCAUUUACACAGCUGGUGGCACACAGGUCGCUUGUGGUACAGGAAUAAAAUAUAGCCCUGGCACGCUGAGACUGGUGGAGCAGCACCAGCGCCAGGCAGGAUGUCCGAAUCUAAUGUCCAGUCCAAGAAGGCUGGCAUCCGGGCCGCUGUCAUCCUUAUCGGACUACUGCACAAGAAUAGGAGACAAAAGGAAAGAGAGAGGGAGAGAGAAAAAGAGCGGAAACAAGAGCUGCUGACCAUCUCCAGUGUACCUCUGGGAGAAUGUCCACCAUCACCACCCCGCACUGCGCCACCUACAAUGAAGUCUGCUGAGUUCUUCGACAUGCUGGAAAGGAUGCAGCUUCCUAAAUAUGAGGAGACUAAGAAGCACAAGGAUGAUUACAUCCCAUACCCCCGAAUAGAAGAUGUGUUGGAAAGGGGCGGCCCAUACCCUCAGGUGAUCCUGCCUCAGUUUGGAGGUUACUGGAUAGAGGAUGCAGAAGCGCCAGUGGGCACCCCGACAUCCUCGGACAGUAGUUUUUGUGAGGAGGAGGAGGCUGAUGGGACGGGUCCUGGGGGAGGAGGCGGUUUCAGCUACCGGCUCGACAGCAACAGCACAGCACGAGCUUACCGCAAGCACUUUUUGGGCACAGAACACAUGAACUAUUACUGUACAGGCAGCAGUUUGGGGCACCUCAUUAUGUCGUUGAAACAUGAGGAGGCUGAAGGUCAGGAAUUCCUUCGCAUUAUGCUCAGGUCAAAGACGAAGACACUUCAUGACAGGAUCCCAUUGGAGGGACUGCCUCAGCUGCCCAGUGUACCUCAGAUAGCCAAGCUGCUGUGUGAUGAUGUAACUAGUCUGAAGUUUAAUCCUGUCCUCUACCCAAGGGCAUCACAACUGGUUGUUGCGUUCGAUGAGCAUGAAGUUAACAACACCUUCAAGUUUGGGGUGAUAUAUCAGAAGUUUGGGCAGACAUCAGAAGAAGAGCUGUUUGGGAAUAAUGAAGAGACGCCAGCAUUUACAGAAUUCCUCAGUGUGCUGGGAGACAACAUAGAACUGCAGGAUUUUAAAGGGUUCCGAGGGGGUCUGGAUGUGUCUCAUGGACAGACCGGCUCUGAGUCAGUCUACACCGUGUACAGAAACAGAGAAAUCAUGUUCCAUGUCUCAACUAAACUUCCUUUCACAGAGGGAGACGUACAGCAGCUACAGAGGAAAAGACACAUUGGGAAUGAUAUUGUUGCCGCAGUGUUCCAGGAAGAGCCCACUCCAUUUGUACCCGAUAUGAUUGCCUCCAACUUUCUUCAUGCCUAUAUACUAGUGCAAGCUGAAAACCCCUGCACUAAACACACAACCUACAAGGUGUCUGUCACAGCCCGCGAGGACGUGCCUCCAUUUGGUCCACCUCUGCCCAACCCCGCCAUUUUUAAGAAGGGUCCAGAGUUUCGCGAAUUUCUGCUAACAAAACUGAUCAACGCUGAGAACGCUUGCUAUAAGUCUGACAAGUUUGCCAAGCUGGAGGGAAGGACACGAGCAGCACUUCUGGAUAACCUUCAUGAUGAGCUACACAGACAAACCCAGGCCACUAUUGGAGUGGGAUCAAUUACAGAGGAGGACAAACUGGAGAACGGAGGCCAUGGUGGCCUGUUGGAGUCUUUUAAAAGAGCGAUGCGGGUGAGGAGUCACUCCAUGGAGACGAUGGUGGGAUCUCACAAACACAAACCUGCAGGAGGAGGAGUUCCAUCUAGUACGAGUGGAGGAGGGCUUCCACAGGGCACAACUGAGUGUACCAAGAGCACUUUUACGCCUCCAGUGAUGUCAGCCAAGUCUCCUAUGAAGAGUCCAGUAAAACGCCGUUCAGGCCUUUUUCCCAGACUACACUCAAGCACAGAGAGCCCUACUGAGAGACAGCCACCUCGCAGUGAUCACAAAACAGCAGAUGUGUUCCCAGAGACGUCAUCUAACCCAAGUUCACCAGAGAUCUGUCCAAAUAAGGAAAGGCCGUUUGUAAAGCUAAAAGAGUGCAGCAGCAGGAGCAACAUCUCCCGCUCAUCAUCCAGCACCAGCAGCUUCAGCAGCACAGCAGGAGAGGGAGAGACGCUGGAGGAGCUGGACACGGUGGGAAAAGUAAAACUUCACCUUGGUCAAACUUGAAGGAUAUUCAAAUAUGAAUGUGACUACAGAGAGAUACCAGGCAGUGUAGCUUAAUUGGAGCCAAGAGACUUUCUGCCAAGGUUUGAAGAAACGAGGGACCAUCUGCUGUAUGCACCACCACCUUCAUCACUGCUCAGCCAGCAUGCACCCGUUUAUACACCGUACAUGAACACCAACCAGCCAGCUAAUACACAUACAAGGAUACAGGGAGUGGGUGAGCACAGAUGCCAAAGCAAGUCUUAAGGGAUAUAGGGCCACAGAUUGGACACAUGCUGUAUAAAUCUGUAAACAUUUGAAGUUUUGUUCAUGCUAAUGCUAAUUUUGUUAAAUACCGUUUAUGUUGAAGGCUAUUUGUGCUGUACUCAUUGUGAUUUUGCAGCAUUAGAAAACCUACAUUCACCUAUAGUAUGUAAUAGCUAAAACCAAGGGUACCAAAACAUGUAGGUCAGUCGCAAGCUUUGAAGCAAAUACAACUUCUAGCUUUUGUGAGUCUAUGCUGAUUUGAGUGUUUAGAUGCCUUAUGCAGGUCUAGUAUAAAAUAAAUAAACUUUUAAUGUGCUUUUUAUUUUGCUGUUUUAUAGUACAAGCACACAUCUGUGCCAGUAACUUAGAUACAGAGUUAUCAAAGUCUUUAUCAGAGACGUACAUGGUACUACAAAGGGGAUCAUAUGAUCAGAAAUUGAUCCUGUGAUUAGUUUUUUAUUCAUUUAUCCAGACAUUUAAGUGUCUUAGCUGAAGGACUGACCAGUGACCAUUAUGUUUCAAUUCAUUUAACACUGUUAUGCUGCUUUAGAGUCGUCCAAACCCUCCAAGCUGUGGCUUUACGCAGUGUUCACAAAUACACAAUUUAGCAUACAUCUCAAAUACACUGUUGCUAUUGAUUUUAAUAAAAGGUUUUUUUCUUACAUUGAUAACACGUUUUUGAUAUUUUUGUUUAUUUUUUUCUGAUGACUUGAAUUGUACAAAUACCACAACUACCGUUUCAGCACUCUGGUAAUUUCUUAAUAUGUAAAAUGUGACUUGUGAAUGUAUGUUUCUGUUUCCUUUAUAUACAAACCAAGCUAAGCACACUUUCUAAAGUGUCUGGGGAAAGUGGAAGGAUUCAUUUGCACCUUUUUCCCUAUAGAGGGAGCUGUUUGGUAGUUGAAACUCUGUGGGUGUGUGUGUGUGUACACAGCUUCGUCAGCCACUCAAAAGCUUUACACGUGUGUGAGUUUGACUGAACCUUGACUGAACCUUAAAGCACGGUGUGUUCACCAGUGCAUCUUUAUUUCAUAACAUGAUGCUGCAGCUGAAGCGAAUAGAAUGUGGUGUGGUGUGGUGUGGAGUAGUGCUGCUACUGCUCAGGAGUUUUAGUUGGACAGAUGAAGUACCAACAACAUUUUGUUUAUACUGACAUAAUUUAUUGCUUUUAGUGUUAAUGUCCUGUAAAAUAAAAUGAAGUAAAUGAAGAGGUAAAUAAGUGCAGAUCAUUUAAAAGUUUAUUCAUGUAUAUGUAUAUUUGGUUAUGUAAUGUGCCACUGAGAGUUUAUUAUAUAAUAAAAUGUUGUAUUUUGUGUCAAA
Molecule: messenger RNA, 3708 nt
Organism: Trichomycterus rosablanca
Lineage: Eukaryota; Metazoa; Chordata; Actinopteri; Siluriformes; Trichomycteridae
Gene: rap1gap2a
Product: RAP1 GTPase activating protein 2a
Exons: 23
Coding region: 115-2145 (676 amino acids)
Biological process (GO): regulation of small GTPase mediated signal transduction; activation of GTPase activity
Cellular component (GO): plasma membrane; cytoplasm
Molecular function (GO): GTPase activator activity
Source: RefSeq, a predicted model, not a curated record